UUUCGGCGAGGCACAGGUCUUCUCCCACACUGCCAACUGUUGCACGACUACGUUCUACUAACAUCUACUAACAUGAAUGUUGUUCUCGCACUCACCCUCGUCGCCGUCCUCGGAGUGGUCAGCGGCACCCAGUUCACCCUUUGCCAGGCGCCAGCCGAGCGAAGGCAUGAACUGGUAAACUGCGUGAAAAGUCAUGUCAACGACCAGACUUCGCAGAAGCUGACCGAGGUGAAGCAGCGCCUUAACUGCGAAGACCUGGAUUGCGUGUUCACGAAGAUUUGCGAACUGAACCCUGACGCUCACCAACAACACUCGAACGCAUUUCUUCCGGAUGACGUGAAGGCGGACGUUCGUGCAGCUCUUGUGCAAUGCCGGCCAAGCGACUAAAGAACAGGUUUUUAGCAUCUCGCUUGCACGUCAUUGAAGCGGAUGGAACCAUCUACUCGUAGUAAACAUUAAAUAAAUAUUUCAAAUGUACAUGAAAAAA
Rhipicephalus sanguineus (brown dog tick) is the source of this 487-nucleotide messenger RNA. RefSeq lists its product as uncharacterized. Bases 73 to 387 code for a protein of 104 amino acids. Lineage: Eukaryota; Metazoa; Arthropoda; Arachnida; Ixodida; Ixodidae. The record is from RefSeq and is a predicted model, not a curated record. The transcript has 5 exons.